AUGGCCGAAGAUGAUACGGAGCCUAGCGAUCUUAACGUCGACGAAUGCCAGCAUACGGGCCAGAGAGGCAGACUCCCCAUUUCUACAACUGGUGAUUCGGACAGAAAUUAUGGUCUCGUUGGCGAGUCUUCGAUGCAGGGUCAGCUUGUCGCCAGCUUGGACGAUAGCGAUUCAGAAUACGAAGAAGUUGAAGUGGCAGAUGACUGGGACGGUGAUGAGCGUGGUGUUUACCAGAACCCUUUGAAGCGACAAAGGAUAGAAGAAUUCGACGAAGAUGAUAUCGCUUUUCAACUCCAGGCUGCAGCUGAAGGUUUGGACGAGUCUGGCAUGGGUAGUCUCUGGGGGACUGCGGGGAAUAUCACUGAGCUGGAACACGAGGACGCCCCAACAGUGUUUAAGUCAUUACUGGACGAUUUCGGCAUCAACCCAUAUAGCUCCUGGGAGAAGAUAAUCGAGGAAGGCAAGCUCUUUGACGACCCACGUUAUACUAUUUUGGAAACGAUGAAAGCUCGAAAAACGGUGUGGGAGGAUUGGUCAAGAACGAAGAUCAGGGGAUUGAAAGAGCAAAAGGCCAAGGAGGAGAAGGCAGACCCGUUACUUUCAUAUUUGUCAUUCCUGCAAAGGUGUGCAACUCCAAGGCUAUUCUGGCCAGAGUUCAGAAGAAAAUACAGAAAAGAAGCAGAAAUACGGGAUUUGUCGCUAUCGGACAAGGAAAAAGAGAAAUGGUACCGCGACUACGUCAAUCGCCUGAAACUCCCGCCGGCGACUCUGAAAUUGGAUUUCACCAAGCUUCUCAAGACCAUACCUGUGGAGGGUGUGGAGGAAAAUAUCUUGCCACGGCAAAUAGCAACGGAUAUCCGUUACAUCUGUCUUGACGCAAAGGUCAGAGAACCCUUGAUCAAGGCAUAUUUUCAAUCAAUUCGAGGAAAUGCUUCUUGA
Messenger RNA from Grosmannia clavigera kw1407, 939 nucleotides. Its product is annotated as ff domain containing protein. Gene Ontology annotation, molecular function: RNA polymerase binding; transcription coregulator activity. Gene Ontology annotation, cellular component: nucleus. The record is from RefSeq and is a predicted model, not a curated record. NCBI's taxonomy places the organism in Eukaryota, Fungi, Ascomycota, Sordariomycetes, Ophiostomatales, Ophiostomataceae. The transcript has a single exon. Bases 1 to 939 code for a protein of 312 amino acids.